GUUUAUUUAUUUUUGUUUCAAGUUUAUUUUACUACUUCACCAAGUUUAUUUUCUUUAUCACCCAAGUUUUUCUGCAAGUUUUCAUUGCGUCGCAACAAUUGCGAAGCCACGACAUUUGCGCACUAAAGCAAAAACAAAAAAAUUUUUUAAAUAUUAUUUAAUUUUAAAUGAUUCGAAAAAUUAGCAAUAUUGUUGUUGGGCGUUUUGGAAAUUCGCCAGAAGAUGGUUGUUCACAAUCUGCAAAAGACGGACUUUUGCUUGGAACAACAACGCAAAAUGAUUCUGGCAAUUCAAACAAUGAGCCUAUUUGUAAGUCGUUUUUUUGUUUUAAAGUACAGUAUUUCCUAUAAAUAAAGCCCCACGGGGCUUCUCAACUAUCCUCCAAAGUGGGGUUCUAUUUUAGGGUGGGUCUCUAAAGCAUGGGGCUUUAUUUGUCAACUACCGUAUUCUUUUUUAAAUUUUCCAAUUUCCGCGGUAAAAAAUAUCCGCAAAAAUUCCAGCGCACACAGAGCACUUCAAUAUCUACAAAUUCGGAUAUCCGAGGAUUUCCCAGGAUCCGCCAGCCUUACUUUACUUAUCUUUAAGCUUUCUUUAGCUAGUUAUUUUCUUAUUUUCUUGUCACUUUAUUUUUUAUUAACCCCUCUGGCUUAUUUUCAACU
Molecule: messenger RNA, 659 nt
Organism: Meloidogyne enterolobii
Lineage: Eukaryota; Metazoa; Nematoda; Chromadorea; Rhabditida; Meloidogynidae
Source: the annotation of a GenBank genome assembly